This is a messenger RNA of Malassezia sympodialis ATCC 42132, 1023 nucleotides long. RefSeq lists its product as uncharacterized. Bases 1 to 1023 code for a protein of 340 amino acids. Lineage: Eukaryota; Fungi; Basidiomycota; Malasseziomycetes; Malasseziales; Malasseziaceae. The transcript is spliced from 2 exons. The record is from RefSeq and is a predicted model, not a curated record. Gene Ontology annotation, cellular component: preribosome, large subunit precursor; nucleolus. Gene Ontology annotation, biological process: maturation of LSU-rRNA; maturation of 5.8S rRNA.
AUGCAGGCGGACGACGUGAUCUGGUCGGUGGUGGGCCACCAGUUCUGCUCGUACAAGGUCAAGUCGGCGACGCACUCGACGUUCUGCCGCAAUGAAUACAACCUGACGGGCCUGUGCAAUCGGCAGUCGUGUCCACUGGCGAACUCGCGGUAUGCGACGGUGCGUGAGCGCGAGGGCAUCCUCUACCUGUACGUCAAGACGCCGGAGCGCGCGCACUCGCCGCGGCGGCAGUGGGAGCGAAUCCGCCUGUCGAAUAGGUAUGCGACGGCGCUUGAGCAGAUCGACAAGGAGCUCGUGUACUGGCCGAACUUUAUCGUGCACAAGGCGAAGCAGCGCCUGACGAAGAUCACCCAGUACCUCAUCAAGAUGCGCAAGCUCCGGCUGAAGGAGGAGGAACAACCUGAGCUGGUCGGCAUCAAGAAGAAGACCGAGCGCCGCGAGGCCACACGCGAGACCAAGGCGCUGCGCGCGGCCAAGCUCGAGAAGUCGAUCGAGAAGGAGCUGCUGGACCGCCUUAAGCGCGGCGCGUAUGGCGACGCACCCCUCAAUGUCAACGAGGAUGUGUGGAAUGCCGUGCUGGAGAACGCGCAGGCGCGCAUCCCCGAUGCGGAUGGGAACGAGCUGGAGCUCGAAGAGGAUCUCACGGACGAGGAGGCCGAGGAGGACAUCGAUGCUAUGGACGCAGAACUCCGCGCGAUGGACGACGACGAGGCGGGCCAGCGCGAGUUUGUCUCGGACGACGAAGAUAGCGAAGACGAUAUCGAGGACUGGGGCUCGGUACGUGCUCGUUGCUUACAUCAGGAUAUGCCCAGCGAAGACGACGACGAGAGUGACGAUGACGAGAGCGACGGCGACGAACAGCCCCCAUCGAAGCGCGGCACCAAGCGCGCCGCUCCUCGACGCCCCGACCCGCGCGGCAAGAAAGGUACGCACAGCGCCCUCACCGCAGGCCGGCCACGUGUGGAGAUGGAAUAUGAGCAGGAAACCGAGCCGCUCACGGCCGAGCAGCUGGCACAGUGGUAG